Molecule: messenger RNA, 2375 nt
Organism: Darwinula stevensoni
Lineage: Eukaryota; Metazoa; Arthropoda; Ostracoda; Podocopida; Darwinulidae
Source: the annotation of a GenBank genome assembly
CUCUAUUGGUGUAUUUACAAUAGGUGUCGCUGGCGUAGAAGUGGCCAUACUUCAUUUCCUGUAGCGUCAGUCAGACAUCUUACGCUUCAGCCUCACCUAACCUCUUCGUGUUUUUCCUGACAGAUCCUUUCUUUCAUCAUGACCGGCGGGAAGAGCGAGCAUUAUUCUGAAGAUGACGAGAAGGUGUCGGAACCAGAGCACUACCGGAAAAUCUUCAUUGGAGGUCUUGACUUCAAAACCACAGAUGACUCCCUUAAGCAACAUUUUGAGAAAUUUGGAGAAAUUGUUGAUGUUGUUGUCAUGAAAGAUCCACAGACUCGCAAGUCCAGAGGUUUUGGAUUUGUGACAUACACACACUCCUCCAUGGUUGAUGCCGCCCAGGAUGCAAGGCCACAUAGAGUUGAUGGUAGAACAGUCGAAACAAAGCGGGCUGUUCCAAGAGAUGACAUGGGGAAACCAGAAGCCAACGUGACUGUGAAGAAAGUUUUUGUUGGAGGCCUCAAGGAUGAUAUGGAUGAGGAGAGCCUAAAAGCACAUUUUGCUCAGUAUGGAGCUGUCACAAGUGUGAGCAUAGCCACAGAAAAGGAGACUGGGAAUAGACGAGGCUUUUGCUUUGUUGAGUUUGAUGAUUAUGAUGCUGUUGAUAAAGUUGUCCAAAGGAGAACUGAGCAUUAUGUAAACGGGAAGAAAAUUGAUGUCAAGAAGGCCCUUAGCAAGCAAGAGCUUGCGUCUGCCCCAGCCAAAAAGCCAUCUGGUGGCCGUGGUGGACCUGGACCUUGGGGAGGUGAGCUAAUCUCUGAAGAGGAGAUUCAUGGAGUUCAGGAGGUGGUGGUAGCAGCUAUGGCAGUGGAGGUGGUGGCGGCGGCGGCGGUGGCUGGGGAGGCCGUGGGAGUCCCUGGGAUGGUCCUAGCCGAGGCUAUGGAGGUGGGUAUGGAAGUGGACCCUGGGAGAGCAGUGGUCGAAGCAGCAGCAGCAGUUGGAGCAAUGGUGGAGGAGGUGGCGGCCCAUGGAGUAGUGGAGGAAGUGGUGGAUAUGGUGGAAGUGGAAGCUGGGGAGGUGGAUCUGGUGGGUUUGGGGGUGGAUACAGCCAGGAUUAUGGUGGUGGCCCCAUGAGGAGUAGUGGUGGACCUACUGGAAGACCUUCGCCAUAUGGUGGUGGCGGCGGAUAUGGUGGUGGAUAUUCGAGAUAGAUGUCAAAGAUUUCUGUUGCUUCCGCAAUCCCCCAAGGUAAGUCUUAUUUAAUGGAUUUAAUUUCAGAGUAAAAAAAUGAAACAUUUGUCUCAUUAAGUUUGAUCUCACAACAAUGUUCAUAAGCAUCCAAGAGUGUGGGGUUAUGGUGUGGAGGCAAACCCCUGCGAUCCUUUGGGUGAUAACACGCAUAAUUGAAUUUGACUGUGAUAUUGGCUCGACGUUUUUUAAAAAAAAAAACACAGGCGUUGAAUGAGGAGGCACAGGGAUGUCAGGAUAGGAUUGGGCAUCUAGGCUAUCCACUACCUAUAACCACUGAUGGUUUUUUUUAGGGCUCUGUUGUUGGAUCAGAUCAUCCAUAUAUUCGGUCAGUCCCCCAUAACAAAGAUUUCUUCCACAGGCUCUAGGCUUAGACAAGAAAUUGUUAGGCUACGUUCCCCCAGUGGGAGUUUUUGCUUCUUGUGAAGGUUUGAGCUGUUGACCCUGAUACCGGUGUGUUGGUCACUUUGUAGGCAGACGAAUGCGUAAAAGUCAGGGCAGACUAGCCACACACAGAGGCCUUAGAGAAAGCAGGCCUUAGACAGAGACAGAGAGAGAGAGAGAGAGAGAGAGAAGGACGAAGGCAGUAUAGGAGCCAUGCUAGAGAGAGGAGGAAAUAGUGAGCUUCCUGCAAAUACAAGAAAAAAGGGCUAGAAACAGAGACAGAGAAGGGUAGGCUGCCGUUAGCCUUCGUCCUCUACACUUCCCGUCAGCCAGUGCUACUGCUACUGCUACUACCACUACUCCAGCUGUAGUUUGAUAAAUCAGGAAGACAAGUCUACCUUCUACUCUGUAAGUGAGACAAGAACUCAGUUUUCGUCUGCUGAGGGGGAUUUCGGCCGACACCAAGUCACCUUGAUUAUGAUUAUCUUAUCCAAUUUUUUCUUGGGUUCUCUGUAGAGUCAAAUCUUUGCACUUGCUCUCCGUUUCAUAAGAAUUUGCCGAUUUAUCUGUCUGUACACGUGGCCUUUCGUUUUUCAUCUCUUGAGAGCCAACUGACCAGCCGAAUUGGAUGCCAAUUCUCCUACAAAUAAAUCAUGGUCUUUUUGCAGUUUGUCUUCAUGGAUGUUGUUGAAGUUUUCAUUUUGUUUUUCGUAUGUCUUGUAUGUGGAUCUCAUUCCAGGAAUAAACUUUGAGGUUGGGUCCCA